Elaeis guineensis (African oil palm) is the source of this 1289-nucleotide messenger RNA. Its product is annotated as zinc-finger homeodomain protein 9. Gene Ontology annotation, molecular function: DNA-binding transcription factor activity; transcription cis-regulatory region binding. Lineage: Eukaryota; Viridiplantae; Streptophyta; Magnoliopsida; Arecales; Arecaceae. Gene Ontology annotation, biological process: regulation of DNA-templated transcription; regulation of developmental process. The record is from RefSeq and is a predicted model, not a curated record. Gene Ontology annotation, cellular component: nucleus.
UUUUUUUUUAUCUCCUCUUAUUAUCACCAACAUCACUCUUCUUCACCUGCCCACCCCUUCUUUUUUCUAGCCCUCUCCCUCCGCUGCUCUCUCUAUGGCUCAAUCUAACUCCAAAACCCUCAACCUAAGAGCCCUUCCCCUGGCCCUCUAAAGAAUGGACCCCUCCACCAAAAUCUUAGGCACGGACGCCAAGCCCAAAUCCUUCUCCUUCCCCAACGGCUCUCUGAAGCGCCACCACCGCGGUCUGUCGUCGCCGGCGGAGCCCGCCGCCGCGGCGGACUUCCUGUACCGGGAAUGCCUCAAGAACCACGCCGCCAGCCUUGGAGGCCACGCCCUCGAUGGUUGCGGCGAGUUUAUGCCCUCGCCGGCGGCCAACCCGGCCGACCCCACCUCCCUCAAGUGCGCCGCCUGUGGCUGCCACCGCAACUUCCACCGCCGCCUGCCGGAGCCCCUCCUCAUCCACUACCACUCCGACAACGGCGCCGGUGGCCAGGAGGGCGAGGAGGACAUGGCCGGCGGCCGCGAUGAGGAUCGCGAGGGCCGGGACGAUGAGGAGGACGGCAGCGCGGAUGGCCAUCGGCGCGGCCGGAGCUCCACCUCUCCCCCGCCUUACUUCUCCUCCGUCCCACACAUGCUGCUCGCCCUCAGCUCUGGGCUGCCCGGGGCGCCCUCUCCGGGGCGGCCGGCGGCGGCGUCCACGGUGGCGGUGUUGCCAAGGAAGAGGUUUCGGACAAAGUUCAGCCCGGAGCAGAAGGAGAGGAUGCACGAGCUCUCGGAGAGAUUGGGUUGGAGGAUGCAGAAGAGGGACGAAGGAUUAGUGGAGGAGCGUUGCCGAGAGAUCGGCGUCGGAAGGGGUGUGUUCAAGGUGUGGAUGCACAACAACAAGCACACCUUUUUGGGCUCGGCAAGGAGAGGACAGGAGGAAAUUAGGAAUGGCGGCGGCGGAGGAGGAGGAGGCGGCGGCGGUGGUGGCGGUGGUGGAGAUAGCGGCGGGAUUGAGGGGAGCGGCAAUGGCAGCGCUGGCAGCGGUGGUGGCGGCAACAGCCACGUGGUGAAUGGUUCUUCUCCUUCCUCUUGAGAGAGCCGAGAAGAAUUAUUUUGUUGUUGGUGUUGUUAUUAGUUGUCACAGUUGGUGUUGAUGGUUAAUUUGGUGUUUUUGGUCUUAAUUAAACUUCUAAUCCUGAUGGAGAUGAAUGGGUACACUACCUUUAAGCUGCUGCUUUUUAAACGAUGGAAACUGGAAGGGAACUUUUUAUCAUGAGACAUAAAGUUAUUGUUGGUUUUUGGUA